CCAACACCAACACCACCAACCACUAAGAAUAAUAUGACACCCAUCCACAAUCUAGAGGAUUUGACCUAUUCUCACCCGGACACAGCGGACUACACCCUAGAUGACAUCCCCACUCUCUGCCCCCUGGACAAUGGACAACUCCACGAUGCCCCAAUCUACGGGCUAGGAACCUUGGAGCAACUCCCAUUAGAACUCCUCCAAAUAAUCCUCGUCCAACUUGAAAUCAAAGCCCUCACCGAUUUUCGCCGUGUCAAUCGCCAAGCCAGACAAAUCGUCAACUCAGUCCCCCAAUACAACCAGAUCGUUCAACACGCACCUAUAUCCAUCCGCGCCAUCCUCAGCAUCGAAACAGGAGACUGGAUAACAUGCCAGCAUCUCCACGAAACCCUCCUUACCGACACAUGCGAAAAAUGCGGCAGCUUCGGCGGUUACCUAUACCUAAUCACCUGCCGUCGCGUAUGCUUCCUCUGCCUAAGCACGAGAACUACCUAUCGUCCCCUUUUGAAAGUCACUGCGGCACGAGAAUUCGGUCUCCGGAGGGAAGACUUCGCCAAUCUGCCUCAAAUGAGAUGUCUUCCGGGGGUGUACUCUCCAGUUAAAUCUACUUAUCGGAGACGGUUCACAUAUGUCGACCAUGAUGCUGCACGACAAGCGGGGAUCAAGCUACAUGGAUCAGUUGGAAGUUGA
Messenger RNA from Aspergillus sclerotioniger CBS 115572, 687 nucleotides. RefSeq lists its product as uncharacterized. Gene Ontology annotation, molecular function: protein binding. The record is from RefSeq and is a predicted model, not a curated record. The transcript has 2 exons. Bases 34 to 687 code for a protein of 217 amino acids. NCBI's taxonomy places the organism in Eukaryota, Fungi, Ascomycota, Eurotiomycetes, Eurotiales, Aspergillaceae.